AUGGCCGAACGGUUGCAAGGAAAGUCACUCCAUCCAUCAGCGGGGCAUGUUACGGGAGCGACCUAUGGGAUGGACAUAACACGUCGGUAUCCAACAUUUCGCGAUGAAUCGCACAGAACUGCUCAUACCUGGCUGGAGGGACGACGGUACGACGAUGGGGCAGAAGGACUUUGGCGCAUAAAUGACUCCCUGUACGAUCUCGAGGAUUUCUCACGCACACAUCCGGGCGGUUCCGAGUGGAUACGACUGACGAAGGGCACCGACAUUACGGAAGCCUUUGAGACUCAUCACAUCAGUAGGCGGGCGGAGCAAAUGCUUCCCAAAUUCUACCGUCGCCAGGCAACGCAACCAAGAAACGUCAAACUGACGUUUCAUGAGAAUGGAUUCUACCGCACGCUGAAACGGCGUGUUAGGCAGCGGUUAAGCCGCGUGAACCUCAAUCCUAAGGUCCAUUCCCGGCAGAUCUUGGACGCACUGUUGGUCAGCACUGUACUUAUGGCCUGCCUGGCAGCAAAACUGGAAAGCUACGCCGUGGGAUUAGUUUGUGCCAUUUGUGUUAGCGCAACCAUCAUUGCCGCACACAACUUCCUGCACCAGCGCGACAACUGGCGGAUGUUUGUCUUCAACAUUGCGUUUCUUAGCUAUCGGGAGUGGCGUGUGUCGCACGUGAUAUCACACCAUCUCUAUCCGAACUCGGUGCUGGAUAUGGAGAUUUCGGCGAUCGAGCCAUACUUGUGCUAUCUGCCGUGGCCAGAACUGAAGAACAGCUUCCAGCGGUACGGUUCCUGGUUGUACGGGCCGUUUAUUUACGGGGCGAUGUUUCUUGGUGAAUUCGUCAAACGAUUAACGGAAGGCAUUAGUCACGGAAAAAACCGGCUGCAUUUGGACGAUCUGAUUCCGUUCCUAAUGCCGGUUUUCAUGUACGCAAGCAAUCCGACCAGCACAACCACCAUUCUAAUGAUGUGGUUGUACAUCGUGCUUUUGGCCAGCUUUUUCUUCGGUUUCAUUGGGCUAACUGCCGGUCACCAUCAUCCGAAAGCCCUGCACUCUGGCGACGUCUUUCCUCACGAUAUGGACUUUGGUCUGUACCAGAUGGCCACCGUUGUUGAACGACGAGGCAUCGGCGAAUCACUGUUUAAGGUAUUGACCACAUUCGGGGAUCACCAUCUGCAUCAUCUUUUUCCCACGCUCGAUCAUGCGAUCUUCCCACAACUGAACGGGGUGUUUCUGGAGACGUGCCGGGAGUUUGGAGUCAACAUGAAAGUGAGCUCGUGGUUUUCGCAAUACAUUGCACAAAAUCUACAACUGGCUCGGGUGGAGCCCAAAAAGUACCAAUCGAGAAAUAUGUCCCCAAAAAAAGCAUUAGCGAACAACCUGCAGCACAGUUCUUCAUCACAGAGAGUCACGAUUUUAGUUUAA
Molecule: messenger RNA, 1419 nt
Organism: Anopheles nili
Lineage: Eukaryota; Metazoa; Arthropoda; Insecta; Diptera; Culicidae
Product: cytochrome b5-related protein-like
Exons: 5
Coding region: 1-1419 (472 amino acids)
Biological process (GO): lipid metabolic process
Cellular component (GO): mitochondrion
Source: RefSeq, a predicted model, not a curated record